AUGGUGCUCGAGCCCACGGGGUGGUACUCGUACGACGAGUUCGCCUAUGUGUUCUCCCGGCUACGCCACCCGGAGGAAUACGCCUCUAUCGCAACGAAGAUCGCAGUGUGGAAGUCUCGCGCAAAGGUGCCUGCAGCGGUGACGGCGACGGAGUCGCUAAUCAGCGCCGUGGUCGCGGAUCACCAGUGUUCAUUGUCGGAGUCCGGCCUGCGCAGCCUGUAUGCGAUGGCCGUCAUACGCGCUGUGAACCUGUUGCUAGACCACGAGCAGGAUCGCGAGUACGCCCGCAGCUUGCGAGUACUCGCAAAGGAAUGCGAACUGCCCGAGUACAUCAUCACGGUGCGCAACGAAUGCUCGCAUCGGGAGAUCCCCGACCUGAACACGCUGCGGCUCGCGGCAUUCGAUGCCAUAAACUACGUGUACAAUAAGUACUGGUCGGCGCAGCACAAGAGCAUCGUGUUCAAGCUGAGCAACCCGGAAUACGACGCGCUGUGCAUGUCGUCACUGCUAAUUGGCUGCUACAGCUCGGCGCUAACCAAGCUACCUUUGGACGCCGCCGAUCCUUGCGUAUUGUGGGCAGGUUAUCGUGGCGGUGGAUCUGAGGCUCGUCUGGCGUUGUGCAGGCGGGACCAUGUGUUCGAUUCGGCCGUCAUCACAGCACGACGCCUGGUCACAAUAGCUACCAGGCGGUCAUAUCUGUCCAUGUGGCGCCGCAUCCACUGGAAAUACAAAGCUGUAGACCACGCGCAUUCCUGGGAAGCCAGAUCGCUGUAUCAGAGCGUCAUUGUAAAAACCGCUGGUACAGCUCGGCGUCUGGCUGACGGUUGCGCCCACCAGACUUUCUUUGUCUCAGCGUUUGUGGAGUUUGUGUUCGCCCACUUCGAGCCGGACGCAAACAGCGUCUUUAUAGUGUUCAUGCUGGAAUUCCUGGACCAUCUGCCUUUCAACUUCGCUAUAGAGCUAGCGGCAGCAGCUCUGUGCAUAGUGUUCGACCUCCCCGACGGCCUGACUGACGAGCAAAACCGUAAGCAACGGCCAAUGUAUUUCGAUCGCAUCGCUCAAUACUCGAAGUUUUUAUCCUCAACCGCUGCCACAAGCGUUCGGAGCGUGCAGUCUGGAGCGAGCCGAGCCCUAGAGCAGGAAAGCGCAGAGCCUGGCUCAGCUCGCCGCCGAGUUAACGCGUGGCUGAUUUCGAUGCUCUCGUGGGCCAAUAUGUUUGAGCACAAGCGCUACUGCCACCGGCUGCCGAUGUGCAUUCGCACCCUCGCCUGCGGCGUGACUGCCGACGCGCAGCGACUUUGGGUGGCCUGUGGUAACGGACUUGCCCGGUUUGCAGCAGCUACACACGCACUGUUGCCAAACGUCGCAGUGCAGCUGUCGUAUCGCGGGACGUUGCUUCCAGCUGGGCUGCGGUGGAACCCGCAACCCUGGGAGUCUGACCGCCUAUCCCACGCUCUGGGUAUGCUCGCCUGGAUAUCCGGAUUCCUCGAAAACGGUCUGAUUAAAAAAUACGUGUUCUCCAGCCUGAGCACGUCGGAAGUCCAGAAAAGGCUAAAAUCGCUAAAGGGGGAAAGGAAAGUGCACGUGACAACUGUGGACAGAAUGUUGCUACCUGGCACUCUCUGGGACCCCGUUCGUUGGCGCAUCCAACACACCGUGAGACGUUUGGGGGAGUCCCAUGCAUGCCACUCGCGCGUACUCUCCGCCCUGGAUGAGGCGUCCGAGCGCUGCCCCGUCCUCCUGCCUAGCAAAAUCAGCCGCCGGUUCCAGCGGUCCGCGCGGCGCUCCACCAAACCGUCGGCGGGAAACCACCACGGCAUACGCGCCCUGAUGCAAAUAUACGGGCAGUUGGCGGCACCCAUCAAGUCACUUGCCCAUAGAGAACGCUACUCUUAG
Messenger RNA from Babesia bigemina, 1896 nucleotides. RefSeq names its product Las1-like family protein, putative. The record is from RefSeq and is a predicted model, not a curated record. NCBI's taxonomy places the organism in Eukaryota, Apicomplexa, Aconoidasida, Piroplasmida, Babesiidae. Gene Ontology annotation, biological process: maturation of 5.8S rRNA; maturation of LSU-rRNA. The transcript has 5 exons. Bases 1 to 1896 code for a protein of 631 amino acids. Gene Ontology annotation, cellular component: preribosome, large subunit precursor; Las1 complex. Gene Ontology annotation, molecular function: endonuclease activity.